Pangasianodon hypophthalmus (striped catfish) is the source of this 2048-nucleotide messenger RNA. RefSeq names its product trypsin-3. NCBI's taxonomy places the organism in Eukaryota, Metazoa, Chordata, Actinopteri, Siluriformes, Pangasiidae. The record is from RefSeq and is a predicted model, not a curated record. Gene Ontology annotation, molecular function: serine-type endopeptidase activity. Bases 1012 to 1860 code for a protein of 282 amino acids. The transcript is spliced from 5 exons. Gene Ontology annotation, biological process: proteolysis.
CAAAGGAUACAUUAUUGAAACAAGUGAAAUUGCAGGCGUAUUAACAGGGGUUCAUUAAAGUUGGCAUUUGUAAUAUUUAAAAGUGCUUCUAGACCUUUUAAAUAAUAAGACACCUUUGAAAAUGUAAUGUGGAGUAGUAGGACGCAUGAGGCGAGUGAGUAAACUCAGCAUGUUCUUCAUUUGGGCAAAUCCACAAAUCAAAAGUAGCAUUGGUUAAAGAAGUUUGGCAACAAUAAGCUGGGAUAAUCCAUAAUUAAAUUUAAAAAAAAAAAAAAAAAAAAAAACAGACUUAACUGAACAAUAUAAAAAUGAGUGCAGUCCUGUGAUUUAGAUGAUUUAAUGAUUUAGAAUUAGGCUCCACCCCAGCUGAAGCAAAGCUUCUUAACUCUGCCUUAUUUCCUUAAGGCACUAAGGAUGGGGAAGGGUUAUCACUGUUUUCACACUGCAAUUGCAAUUUGACUCACAGUCACUGGAGGGUGCUAAAUAUUACAAACCGCUUCUUUAAAACGCUUCCUUUAAAACCUCCUAUCGUGAUAUGGUUAUAACUAUGGUUAUAAUGUAUUGUAUAUUAUAUAUAUAACUCUGUUUCACGUACUAUUCCCAAGUCAGGAAAUACUAAUCAGCGAAGCACAGAAAACUAAUGAAUUAUUCGAUUAUCAGAAAAUAUAAGGCCAUGUGUUCUCUGAAGUUGUUUUUGUUUUUUAAAGUGCUUCAUAUACUGAUAUACUGAGUAUUCAUAAAGUAUAAUUUACGUACAUAUUUUAUCCACCAUUCCAUUAUCCACAAUAGAAGCAUUAUAUCUUCUUGCUAGGUCAUAGAGGAGAUUAGAAUAAAGGAGAGGGCACACUUUUUUGCCUCAACGAGCAUGAAUUGUUGCCAAGCUGAAAUUGGAACCUUAGACACUUGUGGACAGCUUCUGAUGUGGUUUUCUCUUGAAGUUGAGAGGAGAUUCUUCAGUUUUAGCCAGGUUUAGCCAGGCAGUAUCACAUGUAUUAGCCUUCUUUUGCCGUCAUGCCCAGAAUACUGUUUUGGACCUUUGUGCUUCUGAAGCUCUUCACAGCCAGCGGUCAAGAUUUCUUUCAGAGCCAGAGAGCUAGUGAUUAUGCAAAAUCACCACAUUCAGUCAAAUAUAUUGUGUCUUUGCAAACUUCAAAAGGCCAGCAUUUCUGUGCAGGAACCCUGGUGCAUAAAUAUUGGGUUCUCACUGCUGCACAUUGUAAUACAGGAUGUCUUGCACUCAGGGUGGAUCAGAUGAUGAUAGUGGCUGGAGACAACUUUCUUGGCAAGUAUGAAGGGAUGGAGCAGUAUUCAAAACCUUACUCCAUUACACCUCACCCACUGUACAACAAGAGCACCAGUAAUGCAGACAUCAUGCUCAUUAAGCUCCGGGCUCCAAUAAAGCUGAACAGGUACGUCUCGCUGGCUCCUCUUCCCAAACAAAACACAGGAGUGCUGCCUGGCCGGCUGUGCCAGGUGUACGAUUGGAGUCCCACAAGGCAGGGCAGGGGUGUGAGCCUCCUUACACUUCACUCUGUAACUCUGCCAAUCACCUCCACAGCUAAGUGUAAUAGCAGCAGGUCCUACAAUGGAAGCAUUACAAGCAAUAUGAUCUGUGCUGGCUACAGUACUGGAGGCAAGGAUGCAUGCAAGUGGGAUGCUGGAGAGCUGCUUGUGUGUGAUGGCCGACUUUAUGGGUUCGCCUCCUGGGGAAACAUCCGCAGGGUUACCGGGCUUCCAGGAGUCUAUACGGCUGUGGCCAGGUUCCGAAGGUGGAUAGACCGUACCAUCUACAGGUCCUUCACACGAUGUUACAAGUACAGAAAUCCACUGGCCUCAAAAUCCACUUCGAGUGAUGUGUAGUGUAACAUAUAGAAUAUACAGAAUGUCAUCAUGUUACUAAUAAAUAUCUUAAAAAUGUAGAGCAAUUUUAGAGUAUCUGUGUAAAACAGAGUACAGUGUAAAAAGGUUAACAAAACUGUAUAUACAUGCAUACAAACAUACAAUACAUACCCAAUAAAGACAGAAUUCCUGUUUAUUUGUGUCAUUAA